AUGGCUCAUCAUGUGUGUUCGGAGAAAUGUUCUCCUCAUAUUCCAAAGAUUAACUACGCAGCAAUCAAUGCUAAUGAUAUCUUUGAUGAUAAUGUUAUUUUAAAUGUUGCAUUUUGUAAUAGUCUUUGUGAUGUAAAAUGUCCAGAAUCUGAUUGUUUAUUUGCUAUGGAAAUUUUCAAAGAAUUUAUUCAAGAAAAUGAUGAAUUUGAGGCCAAUUUGACCAAUAUUGAAUUACAUCCUACACAUGAGGUGAAAGACAAGAUAUUUGUAAGUGAAUCAAAUGUGGAUAGAGUGGCUAGCUUAAUUGUUGAGUAUAGAAAAUGUGGCAAAAUGUGUCUCUAUAAGAAAGUUGAUUAUGACUUUGAGAUUUUGAUUUUAUUGAUUAAUGAGUUUGAAUAUCUAUAUUUUGGUCAUGCACAUGGUCAUGCAUUUUAUGGAAUGCCAGGAUUGACGUAUUUGAGCUCAGAUGGUAGUUCCCCUGAAGUGUCUAAAUUGUUUCCAAAGAAAGUGAACGAUUCAUUUGUUCCAAUUCCAUUGAAUGAAUUAUUGGAAAGUGCCAAUUAUUUUCUUGAAUCAUUACUCCUUGAUCGUUAUCAUUAA
This is a messenger RNA of Naegleria gruberi, 600 nucleotides long. RefSeq lists its product as uncharacterized. Lineage: Eukaryota; Heterolobosea; Eutetramitea; Acrasida; Naegleriidae. The record is from RefSeq and is a predicted model, not a curated record. The transcript has a single exon. The coding region runs from base 1 to 600 and encodes 199 amino acids.